Aspergillus nomiae NRRL 13137 is the source of this 570-nucleotide messenger RNA. Its product is annotated as ent-kaurene oxidase. The coding region runs from base 1 to 570 and encodes 189 amino acids. The transcript is spliced from 2 exons. Gene Ontology annotation, molecular function: monooxygenase activity; oxidoreductase activity, acting on paired donors, with incorporation or reduction of molecular oxygen; heme binding. The record is from RefSeq and is a predicted model, not a curated record. Lineage: Eukaryota; Fungi; Ascomycota; Eurotiomycetes; Eurotiales; Aspergillaceae.
AUGUCUUACAAAUGGAUGAUGGAUGCCGCGACUGGGGAACAGGUCGAGCCUAACGACCUCGCUCAGCGAAUGCUGCUUCUUAGCGUCACAUCUAUUCACACCACCACUUUGACAAUGACACAACCGAUGACAGUCACCCUCUCAAACGGCAUUCAUCUGCCCGUUGGAACUCGCCUUGCGGUGCCUUUAAACGAAAUCCUGCAGGAUCCUGCCAAGGUUCCCGGUGUUGAUCCCUCUGCUUAUGAUGCUAUCCGGUACUCCCGCAUCCGUGAGAAGCAAGACAAUCCUGCAAAUGCACAAAAAUACCCCAUGGCGAAGACCGAUAUCGACAAUCUCGCAUUCGGGGAUGGUAAGGUUGCGUGCCCGGGUCGGUUCUACGCUGUCAAUGAGAUGGAAAUGAUCCUCGCACGCAUGUUGAUCUGCUUUGAAUUCAUAUUCCCGGAGGGCCAAGGGAGAGCACAGAGCGUCACUAUCGAUUUAGACUUGUAUCCGGACCUUCUUACGCGCUUGUUGAGUCGGAAGCGAAAUGCAAUCGAGGAUGGGAUAGAGGAACUCGUGGAAGCUCAUUGA